GAGUACUUAAACCAAAAUCCUCGCCGACCUAGCCCUCUCCUCCGUCGUCCUCUUCCUCCAAACUCCCCCUCGCCCAGCACCCUCUCUGAUCCCAUCGAGGUCUCGAGGUUUAGAUCUAGAGUGGAGGAAGGAAUAGAAAUUUCUCUCUCUAAUUUAGUUUGAUUUGGUCUGGUUUGGUUUCCAUUUUGCUUUGCGUUUUUUUUUUUUUAUUCGAAGAAUGAGAUCUGAGAAACCGGGGAGGAGACCUUGGGAGAUUGUUGAACGGUUUUAAGGAUUUUUUUUCGGGAGAUUUUCUAGGGCUAAAUUUCCGUAGAUGAAGACGGAAAUGGGGACGGGAGUGGGUUCAUCAUUGUGGUCCGACGAGGAACGGGCCAUGGCUGUGGCCGUCCUCGGCAUCCAGGCAGUCGACUACCUCUCCUCCAGCCACGUGUCAUCCGAUGGCAUCUUCGCCGCCGUCGGCGGCCACGCCGACCUCCAGACCAAGCUCCAGGACCUCGUCGACCGCCCCGUCGCGCCCUGGGCCUCCGCGAUCUUCUGGCAGAUCUCGCGAUCCAAGUCCGGCGAUCUCGUCCUCGGCUGGGGCGACGGCCACUGCCGCGAGCUCCGCGACUGCGAGGAGGCCCCCUGCCGCUCCACGGCAGCCCUCGACGACGGCGGCCGCCAGAAGAUGCGAAAGCGGGUGCUCCAGAAGCUCCACGUCCUCUCCGGCGGCGCCGACGAGGAGAUCUACGCGCUCCGGCUCGACCGGGUCACCGACGUGGAGAUGUAUUUCCUGUCAUCCAUGUACUUCUCCUUCCCCCGGGGCGCCGGGGGUCCCGGGAGGGCCCUCGCGUUCGGGGAGCCCAUCUGGGUCUCCGAUCCCAGCCUCCGAUCUCCGGCGUCCGCUGCCGAUUACUGCGUCCGGGCGUUCCUCGCAAGAUCCGCCGGUUUCCGGACCGUCGUGCUCGUGCCGUUCGACACCGGCGUUCUCGAAUUGGCCUCGGUAAAGACCGUGCCGGAGAGCUUCGAGGCCUUGCAGAUGAUAAGGGCCGUGUUCUCUCCCGGCGGGAGCAAUCCCGUCGAGAUGAAAGAUGAGAAUGGCUCGGUUUUCCGUCUUGAGGGCCGGGCGGCAGGGGGGGAAGAGGUGGGGCACCCGAGGAUUUUUGGGAAGGAUUUGAACAUCGGGGGACGAUCUCAGUUCGGCGAGAGGCUCUCGAUGGCAGCCAGAGCAGAAGAGAGGCCUGUGGAGAUCCAACGAAAUGGCAGAAAUCAUCAUCAUCGGAUGGCGCCGGUGCCGGCGCCGGUCUCCAGUGGCAUCGUUAAUGGGCUGAAUUGGAGUCAUACACGUACUCCCCCUACGAAUUCUCACCAGCAGAAGUUUGGUAACGGCGUCGUGGCGAUCGGCGGUGGCAGAGUGGAUCCCUCGCCGAGGGCGUUCGUUCCUCACGGCAACGGGGUGAGGGAGGACCCUCGGACGAACCAGUUCUCGACUCCGAAGCAGCAGCAACCACAGCCCCAGUCGCAGCUGCGGCAAAUUGACUUCAGCGGCGGGGCGACUUCGAGGGCUUCCGGGGCGCUGGUUGCCCGAUUGGGCGUGCUGGAGUCGGAGCAUUCGGAUGUGGAGGCUUCGUGCAAGGAAGAGCGGCCGGUGGCAAUGGACGACCGGAGGCCAAGAAAGAGAGGCCGGAAGCCGGCGAAUGGGAGGGAGGAGCCCCUCAAUCAUGUCGAAGCCGAGCGCCAGAGGAGGGAGAAGCUCAACCAGAGGUUCUACGCUCUCAGAGCCGUGGUGCCGAACAUCUCGAAGAUGGACAAGGCCUCCCUUCUCGGCGAUGCCAUAGCCUACAUUACCGAACUCCAGAAGAAUGUCAAGGAAAUGGAGGCCGAGAGGGAGGAGUGUCCGGAAUCCGCAUUCAUGGGUCGCAAGAGGCGGGCGCAGUGCCCGGAGAUCGAUGUCCAGGCCGCGCACGAUGAGGUGAUCGUCCGAGUGAGCUGCCCGAUGGACACCCAUCCUGUUUCCAAAGUAAUCCAAGUAUUCAAGGAGGCGCAGAUCAAUGUGGUGGAUUCCAAGGUCACGGCGAGCAACGAAGCUGUCUUGCAUACAUUCGUGGUGAAGUCGCCGGGAUCCGAGCAACUGAUGAGGGAUAAGCUGAUCGCCGCGAUAUCUCGCGAGACCACGAGUUCGUCGUAACCAUAUCCAUGGCGACCUGUAGAUGAAGUAGCUGGGUUGGUACUUGGUAGGAAGCACUCCAUAGGCUGCCUCUUUCGGAGGGAGCAUUGCUUGAAUCUUUUCAUGUCGGUAGUAUAUAUAGCACCAUUUCCCCCCGUCUCUUCUGUAAGUCAAUACUCUAAUUCUAUCACCUAAGUUAAAUUUUUGUUCUGUCCUCUGUUAUUGUUUCCUUUGAAUGUUGCUGCUGCUCGAUUCCAGCUCUCUGCAGUUCCAAGCUUGGCAUGGAAUACUAGAUUUUUGGAUUCAAGCUAGCAAUUAUUAUUAUGUUCUUUAGGCAAUUCCUCUUUUUGUUUGGCCGUAAACUUCAGAUGGAAGUCGAAGUAGUUUUUGUGGCUCUGUCCCAGUGGCGGUCUCGAUAGAUUGUACGUCAAGUUUUUAAGAAUUUCAGUAAGCUUCAUGUGAGUCCUAACUGAGUAUAUUUAAACAUUUUACGCCA
Molecule: messenger RNA, 2642 nt
Organism: Phoenix dactylifera (date palm)
Lineage: Eukaryota; Viridiplantae; Streptophyta; Magnoliopsida; Arecales; Arecaceae
Source: RefSeq, a predicted model, not a curated record